Molecule: messenger RNA, 6803 nt
Organism: Episyrphus balteatus (marmalade hoverfly)
Lineage: Eukaryota; Metazoa; Arthropoda; Insecta; Diptera; Syrphidae
Gene: pros
Product: homeobox protein prospero
Exons: 7
Coding region: 1600-6540 (1646 amino acids)
Biological process (GO): regulation of transcription by RNA polymerase II
Cellular component (GO): nucleus
Molecular function (GO): RNA polymerase II cis-regulatory region sequence-specific DNA binding; DNA-binding transcription factor activity, RNA polymerase II-specific
Source: RefSeq, a predicted model, not a curated record
UUUUUUUUGGUUAAAAAAUAUUUUAUUAUUGUCAUGCAUAGACAAAAUUCUAAUUUUUAUACAGUGAGUAAAUUCUAAUUUUUUAUACAGUGCGUAAUAAGUUUACAAUCAAAACUUAAACAAAAAUAAUUAUUUUCCACUACCUACCAAUAUAAAAUAUGCCCUUGUUGCGGGUGUAACUCAAGUGAACUUAGUGUGACAAGAAAAAAAAAAAAAAUACCUCAACAAAAAUAAUAAUGAUAUAGGCAUAGUAGACAACAACACGAUUUCGCGGAAAAAAAAAUAAAACAAAUUUUAAUUUAAAAAAAAUUUUAAGCAAUAUCUUCAAAUUAAAAAAAAAUUAGUUGAAACAGAUUUUGAAUGUUUGUUUUAUUUUUGUUGUAUACAUUUUGGGCAGUGCAAUUAAGGUAAGAACCUGGAUCAAUGGUUCUUAAUGUUAAUAUCUGUAUUUGGCAGUAUGAUGUUGCAAAAAACACAUCCUCAUUUUCAAUUAAAUUCUAUCGACUCGAAAUGGAAUACAAAUUGUGCUAGUGUCGGAAUUAAUAACGGGAACAAUUUUUUUUCAUCGAAAACACAGAAAGUAACUACAUCGGACGUUGUGUUAGAAAGGAAAGAAUGUAAAACUAUAUUGCAAGAUGUAGGUAAAAAGAAACGCAGCCUUAAUACUUGAAAGUGGAAUAAAUGAGGCAUAAGAAGAAAGUAUUCUGGUUUAAAGGAAAUUUAAGAAUGUUAAGUCCUUUGACAAUAAUGUCAUUUUACUGUGAAACCUAUUUUUUAUUUUAAAGGAUUAUGUCAAACUCCGGAAGUUUACGAAUUUUCAAUUAACCGGGGAAUACACAAACUUGGGAAUCAAAAAAUGCAUUAAAAACGGCAGUCAUAUGUGUGUACAAAGGAAAAAGAAGCAAGCUGAAAACUUGGCUAGGCCGCAAGUAAGAACCGCCGGCGAAUUCUGCUUCUUGCUGCGAAGGAGAAAUUCGCCAAAAGGCACUGGUAGUAACAUUUUAAUAAAAAGUACUUAUAACACACAUCAAAAAAGAAUGCUGCAACAACCCUAUUAUUUAAAAAUUUCUGUGAGCAUGUGAUACAAAAAAUUAUAUGUAUACGCUAUUACUUCAGUUGAUAAACUUGUGGGCGAUAAAGUAUAUAAUGAGAAAGCAUUUAUGUACGUCGUAUCGUACCCAACUGCCACAUUUAAAACUGAUAUACACACAUAUUCUGGAAAUAUGCACACAUUGGAAGUAAAGUCAACGAACAAAUGUUGCUGAACUCUUCUAACAUCCGAAAAGGGAAGAGAGGGUAUACACUCAUUUGGACUUAGCUGUUUAACCAACCACCAAUACGUUUCUUCUUUUAUUUUUCUUCCUGUGUUUAUUUUGUAUUUAAUUCUACUUUUUGGAUAAGAUUCGUUAUAAAAAAAAAGCAACAAAAAAAAAAAAAAACCAACAACAACAACACCAACAAAAACAGUAUAAGAAGAAUAUAUUCGAAACAGCACGCAUAUAGUAAGUGAAUAUAAAGAAAGAGAAGGAGACACAACCAUACUAUCCCCACUCCCUAAUCAGAAAGUGGUGGUUAGGCCAAUAAAGAGGGUUUCAUCUUAUGAUGUCAUCAGAGGAGGACACAGAGUGCUUUGGGUUGUAUGAUAAGUUACUUAUUAACACAAAUAGUUCUGAAAAAAAUAUCGUCGGCUCUGGUUUAAACUCUUUGAUAAUAAGCAACAGCAAUAGUAAUAGCAGUAGUAUCAUAAGUAAUAGUAGUACUAGUAUCAAAAAUAAAAAGUGCAAUCGACAACGCGGGUGCGGUGAGUCAGGGAAUAGUAAUUACUCGUCAAUACCCAAUUUCAGUUUCCGUCCGUCUUCAUUCAUGAGCAGUGCAUCCGCGGCAGCAGCUGGUCUGUAUGGCACAUUAUUAAAUCAAACGCAAUCGGCUCACUUCGUUGGUGGUUUGUUCGGUCCAAACGGUUUCGGUUCAGCAAAAAUGUUAAAUGAAAUAUUGGGCCGACAAAUGAAACAAGCACAAGAUGCUACUAGUGGUUUACCAACAUCUUUAGUUGAUAAUGCAAUGUUAACGGCUGCAAUGGAAUCAGCAACAAGUGCAGACUUAUUAAGUGCUAGCGUAAAUUCGAGCUUUAAUUCUUCAAAGCUAUUAAGUAAUAACUGCAUGACACAUAGUGCUAUUGGGAAUAACGCGGGUGCUCGUAGUGGUGGUGGUGGUAGUGGUGGAAGUGUUGUAAAUAACAACAAAAGUGACCCUAUUUCUUCUUCGAAUUCAACGCCUGUAGAUACAGGGGAAAAUAUUAUAAAUAAUCAAAAAGAAGUUUGUGAACGUUUGAAUGAAAGUGAAUCUGUAUCUCCAAAGCAACAACAGCAACAACAACCAGCAGUGACAACUCAACAACAGAAUAAGCAACAACAAAAUAAUUUAGCUCACCAUAUGCUUCGGAAUAUUUUACAAGGCAAAAAUGAUUUGAUUGCACUUGAUCAAGAACUGCGAUCGGUUAUAAAUCAACAUAGUAAAAAUGAAAAUAUGAAACAAAAUAAAACUAGUGGUAGUGGUGGGUGCAGUGAUGAUGCUAUUUCUCAAGAUAAUAAUUUCAUCAGUAAAAGUAGUAAGAAUAAUACAAGUGCAACAAAUAAUAAUAACAACAAUAAUGGUAGUACUAACAGAAAUUUAGGCAAUACUUGUGGUGGUGAAAAUCAUUCAACUGGAGGAGUUUCAGGAGUGAGUAAUAACAGUGCGCACUCUUCCAGUAAUAAAGCGAUAAGUAAUUUAAUAGGUAGUGUUGGCGAGCUUAUGAACACUUUGGGAAGCUGUUCUGAUGUUAAAAUUAAAUCCGAACCUAACAUGCCAACAACAGCUGCAGGCAUUGGAGAUAACAAUAAUUGUAAUUUAAAUAUAGAAACCAAUAAUAACAAUAAUAACGAAAGUGGUGGUCGUGUUAGUAGAAAUACAAUAAGGCAAGCAAAAACUUCAGAAAAUUUAGAUACAGAUGAAAAUAUUGCCGUUUCCGAUGAAAUGAAAGAACUAAAUUUUUUCGAAAUGGAUAAAUCCCAUUUAAUGAGUGAUAUUGAGACUAAAAAAGAAACUGAAGAUUUGUUUGAAGAUGAAUUGAUGGUGUUGAGUUCGAGGUCGGAUCUAGAAUCGAUUGGGUCACCAAGUAACUCGGAUAUAAAUGACAUGAUGCUAGACAGUGCAAAAGAAGACCAAGGUGAAGAACUUGGUAAGGAUACUGAUUCAUUAUCAAAUAAACCAAGUAGAAAAUUGAAGCCCAUUGUUUUGGAUAUGAAACGAGCGCGGGUUGAAAAUAUUGUUUCUUCAAUACAAUCUAGUCCGUCCUCUCAUCAUCAAAUGCAUCUUCAAGUAAAUGGAUGUAAGAAACGAAAGCUUUACCAACCACAGCAGCACGCAAUGGAACGAUAUGCGGCCGCUGCUGCGGGACUCAACUUUGGAUUAAAUAUGCAAAGUUUGAUUCUUGAAGAAGAUGAAGAGGAAGAUACCGAAUCACCACAAAUUCAACAAAAACGUGUACAAAAAAAUGCAUUAAAAUCACAAUUAAGAACAAUGCAAGAACAACUAGCUGAAAUGCAGCAAAAAUAUGUGCAAUUAUGCUCACGAAUGGAACAGGAGUCUGAGUGUCAAGAAGUCGAUGACACAGCUAGCGACAGUGUGGAUAACGAUUGUGCGAUAUCACCAGCGUUAUCGCUAACGAAUUCAACACACAAUACGUCAAUUCAAAGACCAUUAUCGAUUUCGCCGUCUUUAUAUUCGCCGAAAACUAAAAGACAUGCGUCGACGAUAAAACCAUCGAUUGCUAACACUCCUCCUAUGCUAGCCCAAAUUAUGAGCAAGAUGAUUACUGCGAAGACACAUUGUCCAAUAGUAGAACAAUCGCAUCUGCAGCAGGCAUUUAAUCAAAAAAGUUCCCUGUUACAAAAAAUACCUAAUAUUCCGGAUGAUCCAGCUCAUGUACCGCAACCUCCUAUAAGUAAUGCAGCAGCGAUGUACUUAGGUCAGCAUUUCUUGCUGGAGCAUGAAGUUCGGAUAGCUAAAGAAACUGUUGAAAGGCAACAGCAAAAACAACUUCAACAACAGCACCAAAAAGAACAACAACAAAAGCAGAGAACUGAAAAUCAAAGAAAAUUUGAGCAGGAACAAAAGGAAGCAUUACAAACACAAAAAGACCAACAGCAGCAGCAACAACAACAGCAGCAGCAACAACAACAACAGCAUCAACAGCAGCAACAACAACAGCAGCAACAACAACAGCAGCAACAACAACAACAACAGCACCAUCAAAGGCAGCUUAAUCAGCAGCGAGAAGCUCAGCAGCAUCGGCAUCAGCAUCAGCAUCAGCCAGUCGAUGUUAGACUUUUCGAAUCACAAGCUGCUUCAAUUGGGAAUCAUUUAUUGGCUUCCCAUUCGCACCAACGAACGCAGCAACCUCAACAAAUGCAUACGAACACAUCAACUCAAUCUUCAAUAAAAUCUGAAAUAUCUGAAAAAUUUAACAUGCUUCGAUCACAUUCCUCUUCGACGGUGCGAAUGUCCGGCUCUGAUCUAGAAGGACUAGCUGAUGUUCUAAAGUCUGAAAUAACUACAUCCUUAUCUGCGUUGGUAGAUACAAUUGUAACAAGGUUCGUCCAUCAACGCCGACUAUUCAACAAACAAUCACAAUCUGUUGCAGCAGCUGCUGAUCAAUUGAACAAAGAUCUUAUGAUGGCUUCACAAAUCCUAGACAGAAAAUCUCCCCGUACAAAAGAAGCAGAUCAAUUGUUUUCUAGUUCUAUGCCCACUGUAUCAGCAUCUGUAGUAAAUACGUCAAGCAGUAAUAUGAUCAGCACUCAAUCAGGUAAUAGUUUAAUUCUUAAUUCAAGUAAAAAAAAAUCAAUUCCAACAAAUAGUAGUCUUUGCAAUAUUAGUUCUACAAUCAGUAGUCAUCCGUCUAACUCAGUUCUCACAAAUCAUUUUACAAAUGCGAGUGGGAGCAAUAAUUGUAGUAUUCAUAUUGCUGAACCAAGAACGAAUAGUAGUAACUUGGCAUUCGCAUCACCAUCAGGAAUGGGAAUGCAAGUGCAGCAUGCUACUGGCAUGAAUUGCAAUCAAUCAGAUAAAAGUAGUAGUAAUAAUAACUUCCAACCACCUCAUUUAAGAUCUUCACCCUCAGCGGGUAUAUUUCAGGCACCAAAAGCACCUCAAAGUAUGAGUUCUGUUGCAGCAGUCUCACUCUACAAUUCGAUUGGGAUAGUAGGAAGUGGCAGUGGACCGCUAACAACAACAAUGAAUCCUUACUGCAUAUCUGAACCCAGGGAACAAAAUGUGGAACAAAAUGAAGCACUAAGCCUAGUUGUAACCCCCAAGAAAAAACGUCACAAAGUCACUGAUACUCGGAUUACUCCACGAACUGUAAGUCGAAUACUAGCACAAGAUGGUGUUCUCGGUCCUAACACUGGUCCACACAACUUAACAUCAGAUUCAAAUCACGUACAAAAUGCAAGCUCUCAACAAAAUACCUACAUGAAUCAAACGCCACCUGUUAGUAACAGUAAUAUAAGUGUAGCACUGACAAGUACGACGCCAUCGAAAAGUUCAUCACCGCGUGCAAACCCAUACCACCCGCCAGCGCCACCAAUGAUGUCAGUAUCCCUACCCACAUCCGUAGCAAUACCAAAUCCUUCGUUGCAUGAGUCUCAAGUAUUUUCACCAUAUAGUCCGUUUUUUAAUCCACAUCACGGACCACAUGGAAAUUCACAUCUACCACCUGCCGCUGCACAAAUGCAACAUAUUAAAAUGUCAUCGAGCCCACCUGGUCUUGGUGGUAUAUUAGAAAACAGGGAUUCGCCACCAUUACCACAUCCACAAACAAUACUGCAUCCUGCUCUGUUAGCGGCAGCACAUCAUGGGAACUCACCUGAUUAUAGUGCGCAUUUGCGAGCGGCAAUGGAGAACCAAGAUCGUAAUUCAGAGUGCAACUCGGCAGAUAUGCAAUUUGACGGAAUUCAACCAACGAUAUCCUUUUUGAAACAACAAAUAAUCAAAUCGGAUUCUUUAACUCCACUGCACUCAUCGACAUUAACACCAAUGCACCUGCGAAAGGCGAAACUUAUGUUCUUUUGGGUGCGCUAUCCUAGUUCAGCAGUUCUAAAAAUGUACUUCCCAGACAUCAAAUUUAACAAAAACAACACAGCACAAUUGGUCAAAUGGUUUUCAAAUUUUCGAGAAUUUUACUAUAUACAAAUGGAGAAGUAUGCUCGACAAGCCGUAACAGAAGGAAUUAAAAAUUGUGAAGAUCUUCAUGUUGGUGGCGACAGCGAGCUUUACCGAGUUUUGAACCUGCAUUACAAUCGCAAUAAUCACAUAGAGGUUCCUUCGAACUUUCGUUUUGUUGUUGAACAAACUUUGCGUGAAUUUUUUAGAGCUAUUCAAGGUGGCAAGGACACUGAACAAUCGUGGAAAAAAUCAAUAUACAAAAUUAUAUCUCGAAUGGAUGAUCCUGUACCAGAGUAUUUCAAAUCACCAAAUUUUCUGGAGCAAUUGGAAUAAGUUUUUUUUAAUUUAUUUUUUUGAGUUUAAUUUUUGAUUACAAUCAUUAACAUAGGCAUUAUUUAGAUAUGAUAUAUGUUGUGGUUAGUCCACACUCAUAGUCAAUAUGUGUGUGUAGAUAUACGAAUUUGUUAAACUGAAAACAAAAAAUUCAGACUGAAAAGAAAAAAAAUAAAUCAACAACGUGUGUGGUUCCUAUAAAAUUGUAGUGUGCUUACGUCCAAAAACUUAAAAAAAAAAAUUAAAAAAAAAAAACAAAGAAA